UCUGAGCAAUAAGGAUGGUGUUUUAACUUUAGCUUUAACCUGGAGAAGUAUGAAUUAUUAUUUUUUUAAUAUAGCUGGUAAGGGCUAGAGUAGCAAGUUAGUGCAGUGAUGUGGCAGUGCCAUGAGUGACCUUGGUGAUCAUGGAGCGAUUGUAUCACUGUUGCCAGGCAACCCUCUGAUGGAGGACCGCUACGACGGUCCUGGGUGUAAAGUCAGUGAGGCAGCGAUAGCUAUGAGCUGCUAACCAGUCAGAUAAACAACCGCGGCCAUCUCACGAGAGACAAGGCUCAGCACGAGGAAUACUUAUGAAGACACACAUUACUCGACUUAAAGCUUUAAAAUACCACGCACGUCUAUAAAGGGAAUGAAUGAGUUACACAUCCUACACGAAAAAUGAUGUAGCAAGCUAACUUUAGCCAGCUGCCUAGCGCGAUAUUGCUCAAACAUGGACUAUGACGGAUUUGGAGUCCCUUGUCCUGUGCCUAGUUUGGACUCUCAGGACGAUGCCAAAGAUCCAGGGCUGCACACCUUCAGUCACACACACAUGAGGAAAGCCUUUCUGCUCAUGAAUGACUUGAGAAGUCGGAAGAUGCUCUGUGAUGUUUUGUUGGUGGCAGGCGAAGUGGAAAUCCCAGCACACAGAGUAGUUUUAGCAUCCUGCAGCCCUUACUUCUGCGCCAUGUUCACAGGUGACAUGAGUGAAAGCAAAGCUAAUCAUGUCGAAAUCAGGGAUGUUGACGGACAGACGCUCUUAAAGCUGGUGGAUUAUAUUUACUCUGCUGAGAUAGAAGUGUCUGAAGAAAACGUUCAGGUGUUGCUGCCAGCUGCCAGUCUGCUGCAGUUGAUGGAUGUUCGACAGGUUUGCUGUGACUUCCUGCAGACACAGCUUCAUCCCACCAACUGCUUGGGCAUCCGAGCAUUCGCUGACCUUCACGCCUGCACAGUACUUCUCAGCCAGGCCCACGCUUAUGCCGAGCAGCACUUCACAGACGUCAUGGUUGGCGAGGAGUUUAUGGCCCUGUCCUUACAGCAGGUGUGCAGUCUGAUCUCUAGUGACAAACUGACUGUGUCAACUGAAGAGAAGGUUUUUGAGGCCAUGGUUGCCUGGAUAAAGCACGAUAAAGAGGCCCGUUUAGAGCACAUGCCAAAACUCAUGGAGCAUGUUCGACUUCCCUUACUGUCCAGAGAUUACUUGGUUCAGAUUGUGGAGGAGGAACCUUUAAUAAAAAACAACAAUACUUGUAAGGACUUUCUCAUUGAGGCGAUGAAGUACCACCUUUUACCUGCAGACCAGCGGCACCUUAUAAAGACUGACAGAACAAGACCACGCACACCAAUCAGCCUGCCCAAGGUAAUGAUGGUGGUAGGGGGUCAAGCACCUAAGGCCAUCCGCAGUGUGGAGUGUUAUGACUUUCAAGAGGACCGCUGGUACCAGGUGGCCGACUUACCAUCCAGACGCUGUCGAGCAGGUGUGGUGUAUAUGGCCGGUAAGGUGUAUGCUGUGGGGGGAUUUAACGGCUCUCUGCGAGUGCGGACGGUUGAUGUGUACGAUGGACUAAAAGAUCAGUGGAGCUCCAUUCCCAGCAUGCAAGAGCGCCGCAGCACUUUAGGAGCAGCAGUACUGGGGGACCUGCUGUACGCUGUCGGAGGCUUUGAUGGGAGUACAGGGCUUUCAUCAGUGGAGGCGUACAAUCCCAAAGCUAACGAGUGGAUGUUUGUGGCUCCCAUGAACACCAGGCGUAGCAGUGUCGGGGUGGGCGUAGUUGACGGAAAGCUAUAUGCUGUUGGAGGAUAUGAUGGAGCAUCUAGGCAGUGUUUGAGUACUGUAGAAGAGUUUAACCCAGUCAGUAAUAAGUGGUGUUAUGUGUCAGACAUGAGCACUAGACGCAGUGGAGCUGGUGUUGGAGUGCUCAGUGGACAGCUGUAUGCUGCAGGUGGGCAUGAUGGGCCUCUGGUGAGGAAGAGUGUAGAGGUCUAUGAUCCCACAACAAACACCUGGAGACAGGUGUGUGACAUGAACAUGUGUCGAAGGAAUGCAGGAGUGUGUGCCAUAAACGGUUUACUGUAUGUGAUUGGAGGGGACGAUGGGUCGUGUAACCUGUCCUCUGUUGAAUACUACGACCCUGCUGCUGAUAAAUGGAGUCUCAUCCCCACCAACAUGAGCAACGGCCGUAGUUACGCAGGUCUGUUUCCUUCUCACAACCUCUAUGCUCCACCGAUCAGCUAAAACUUGAAUUAAACUGCGCUCUUGUCUGUUUCAGGGGUGUCAGUUAUUGACAAGCCAUUAUGACUAAAAGUCCUGGGCAGCAGGUCUCUUCUUCACACCUGUCGAGGGCUGAGCUGUGACAGACAGACGCUGAUAUAAGCCUGAAUCCUGAUGCUCACAGGUGCUGGAAACUUUUCAUCUUAAAGCCUGACUGCCUCACAAACACACACCUCUCCCAGCCUCCAGAAAGUGCCAUUUAGCUCUGUUAUUAACAGAGAGGCCACAUAAGGUAAUUAUUAAACGAAACCUCGUUUACACAGGCCUAACUGGAUUAAAUCUGCCAGGACAGUAUGUACACGGGACGACUAUGUGCUCUGUUGGGGCUGAAAUCUGGGUGGUAAUCUAGGUGCAGGUGAAGACUGUGCCAACCGAGACCUCUCUGCUUGCUUUACUACUGACAUUACUUUGAACAAUCGUUAUAACAGUCUACUCUAAAACAUCAUAACUGCUUCUACAGGAUAACACUAAUGCAUAUCACACCCUUUAAACCCGAAGAUCUGCAUAAAAUUAAAAAAAAGGUAUAUAAUAUUUUAUAAAAGAAAACCUGAAUUUGAACUAUGAUGGAGCAACAUUUGUUUGAAUAAAUUCAUCGUCGCGCAUCAACAAGCUCAACAGAUCAUGUGAUUGGAUAAAUGGACUGACCAAUCGCAACGCACACCAGCUCAAAUGUUGUUUUAGUCCUUCUAAAACGCCUAAGCCAAAGUCUGUCAUCAAAAUGAUUUGGUUUAAGGCCGACUGCAGGAUAACAUGACAGCGUUUGUUAUUGUGUGUCAUUCGCAAAACUCUUUUACUAUGUAUGACAAUAGAGCUACAGUGGUUUCCCCGGUUGCAGCAACUUCCUUUUUUAUUAUCACUGAAUUUUUGCAUCGGUUUCCCAGGAAGUGACCAUUUUGUUUUGUUGAGCACAUGGGAAGGAUUCUUUAUUCGCUAAUUAUUUAUGCGAUAUUCCAAUUGUUUUUAUUUUUUAAUGUCAGAUGAGUUUGUAAGUUUGUAUGGAAUCAUAUCUGCUGAUUAUUUUGGUUACAGGGUUACUUUGUUUAUUUUGUAUGAUAAGUAUUAUUGGAACGAGUCCGUAUAUUUUUUUCCCCCUCUACCAGCUGCUUUCGUGCCAUGAAGUAUUAAGAAGUAUUAACUUCUAAAUAGAAACAGCAUAGAAAUCUCACAGGGUAAAAUUGUGGUCACUUUGGGAAAUUUCAGAAAAAAUAUGUUAAGCAAAGAUCGAUAGUUUAGCAGUGUACUAUAAAGCACAGCUCACGCAAAAGUCAAACCAAGCAGCUUUCUCUAAGUCAGUGUGGCAAAUUUGUUGCAAAAUUUGCUUGGGGGGCCAUAUUUAACCCUUUUUGUGGGACACCCGAUGACGUAUUGCUGUUGAAAUGACAGAAUUUCACCCCUGAAAAUCUGCUGAACGUCAGUAAAUGUGAUUUUAAUGUGCCAAAUGUAACUCAUAAUCAGAUGGAUAAUACUAGUAGUUAUUUGUACAUUUGCACUUUUCAUGAUGCAGUUUGGUGUGCAAUUGUCCAUGUUGGACACACAGAGUCUUUCUUUUAUCAUGAAACUUUAUAGAUGCAGUCACUGAAAUAGCAGUAUGGCAAGCCGUUUUAACAUGGAAUUUAUAAACCACACUAGUAUCUAUUUUUGUCUCACUAAUAAACAUUUUAGAUACUAGUGCUCAUUCGUUAGAUACCUUGAUUUAGUAAGUAGACACUAAUACUCAGUAAUUAUUUACACUGCCUGACAAAAGUUUUGUUGUUGAUCCCAGUUUUAGGAGGAACAAAUACCAGAAGUGGCUUAUAUGAAGGGCAAAGGCCUCUAGAUUACGCUUA
Messenger RNA from Danio rerio (zebrafish), 4089 nucleotides. The record is from RefSeq and is a predicted model, not a curated record. Lineage: Eukaryota; Metazoa; Chordata; Actinopteri; Cypriniformes; Danionidae.